CGACAACCACCACCUCCACCAACCCCCCAGCUCCCCUUCGACCCUACAUGAGCAUCCGGGGUUAAUCUAACAGUGACCGUUCACUCAUCAUCCGUGAACGCACAAUGAGCACGGCAAUCCACCACUAAGUCCCCACCGCCAACACCACAACAAAAGCGGGACAUCAACAACAACGCGGUCCAUCCCAUUCCAACCCAACCCACCCCCGACUACUAAAUAAUCAACCACACAGCAUGGCUCGCGCAGCAGUCAUCCCACAAUCAUCACCGGCUAAGCGGACGACGCGCACCCGAACCAAGGGCUCGACCACAUCGACAUCAACUAAGCCCGCGCCGAAAACAACAAAAGCCAAAGCACCGAGCUCGGCCACUGAAGCAAGAAAGAGGGGUGUAAGAACCACAUCAGCAGCUACGAGCAAGCCGGUCGAAGAUGAUUCGGAUGAGUCAACUGAUGAUGAGAUCGGUAUGGUUGAUGAAAAGGAGAAGGUGAAGACGACGAAGGGUCGACCCGCGACGAAAGCCGCUACGAGCACAACAGGUAGGCGUGGGAGGAAGCCCGCGAAGGUUGACUUGGAUAGCGAUAAUGAUGACGAGCUUGCUCAGUCGGACGCGCCGAAGAAGCGCGCUGGGAGACCGAGAACCAAGCCUGUGUCGACACCUGCGAAGCCCGAGACUGUUGCCCCCAAGGCGCGAGGAAGGCCCAAGGGGUCUACGGCUGCUACGAAGGCGGCGAAGCCGGUUGAUCCGGUCAAGGAGAAUACGAGGUUGAAUGCGAAGGGAUUUACGGAUUUGGAUUUCUCGUCGUCGCAGGAUGCUCCGAGGAGGGUUUUUAUUGCGACUAACUCGGUGAGUUCGGCGGCGAGGUCGAAUCUGUUGCGGGGACCGGCGAAGAAGAAGAAGGUUACGUUUCAGGAUCCGUUUGACUCGGCUGGCGAGGAAGUGAGUGAGGAGCCGUCGCCUCCGCCGGCUGCGGGGAGGAGACGGGGCACGAUUGGGCCCGGACGGCAGGCAGGUCUUGCGUCCAAGCCGGUGCGUAAGACUGCAGCGACGACUGGCAGGGGGAGGAAGCCGGCAGCAGCAGCGACGGCGGCGGCGAAGAAGAAGGAUGGUCCUAAGCCGCUUUCGCCGAAGAAGGCGACGCAGGUUGCUAAGGCCUUGUCUUCGUAUGCCAACUCGGAUAGUGAGGAUGAUGAGCUGAGUGGUGAGAAGGAUCAGAUCAAGUUCGUUGUUGACUCAUCUGCCAAACACGGAUCAGAAAAAACCGGUCUGAGUUCGCCGGUGAAGAAGAUCAACCUCACCGAAAAGUACCGAAAAUCUCUUGACGAAAAUGGAGAGCCUCUGCCUGGCCCUCGGCGAUCGAUUGAUUUUAACGAUACGCUUCUGAUGUCCAGCCCGGCGCGCCGGCCGCCUCCUUCGCCGUUUAAUUUCACUAUGAGGGAGACUCCUAAGCGUGGUGGGUUUGCUCUCCGCGAUGACGCGAAGCAAUUGUCACAACCUCAUCUCUCGCCGACGCAUAAUUCACCGCUCAAGUUAUCGCCCAGGAAGGCGCACUUGGAGACUCCUAAGCGUAGCGGUAUCUUCCUGGAUGGCGGGAACUCGUUGUCUCAGCCCAACUUUACCCCCGGACGCAACUCCCCUCUCAAAUCGUCCCCCAGAAAGGGUCUAUUUGGAGCGUCAUUCACCUCCUCUCAGGCGCAUGCCGAAUCCACGGCGACUCCAUUGAGACAUAGCGUUUCUUUCCUUCAAAGUCCCGCAAAGAAGAUUGCUUCGCCUUUUAAAAGCUCCUUGUUCGCCAGCAGGAGUACCAUAAAAGAACGUCCCACUGCCGAAGAUGAUGUCAAUGUUGAUGCGCCUGCUACACCAGAUGUUGAAGAAUCGCCGCUGAGAAUGACUGACUUUGAGAAACCCAACGAGGUCGAAAGGGAGGACGAGCAGGUUGAUGACGCGCCGGUAGAGGAACUCGAUGCACUCGAUACAACAAAGGAUAUCCACGCUCGGUCUCCAGCUAUUGCAGAGCUUGACGACGAGGUCGAAAGCGAGGAUGAACAAGUCGAUGAUGCAUCUCCCGAUGAUGAUGUAUUGGAUACAACAAAAGAGGUCCAGGUUCAGUCUCCCGCCGUCGCAGAGCUUGACGAGGAACUCGAAAGUGAGGAUGAACAAGUCGAUGACGCAGCACCCGAGGAAGUUGAUGCAUUGGAUGCAACAAGGGACAUCCACGCUCAGUCACCCGCCGUUGCGGAACGGCUUGAUGAGGAGGAUACUCUACACGAAGAGUUCGAUCGGGAAGAGACCAUUGAAUACGAGCAGGAGGCCAACACUGUGACUGAAAGUGUUGCUGCCCAGGACGAACAUACUGAAGGCAAUGUGCACGCUGUUCAGGAUGCGGAAGAAGCAGUCGAUGAAGCUGCUGAAUCCGAGGACGAGGUCAUAGAGGAACCCUUGGAUGAGCCCAUGGAGGAUCUCGCCGUAGAGCCUGUGGAGGAGCCCGUCGAAGAUAUCAUGGACGAGCCUUUGGAAGAAGCUGUCCAGGAGCCUGUUGAUGUGCCCAUGGACGAACGCACAGAAGACCCUGUGGAAGAGCCUACAGAGGAGCCCAUGGAGGAGCCCGUUGAGGAACCCAUGGAGGAACCCAUGGAGGAGCCUGUGGAUGAUCUCAUCGACGAACCCGCUGAGGAGCCCACUCGGGAACCUGUUGCAGAGCCUGCUGAUGAGCCUAUCGAUGAGCCUACCGAAUUGCCCAUGGAGCAACCUGUGGAAGAACCCGUGGAGGCUGCAGCUGAUGCUAUGGAGGCAGCGAUAGCAGAACCUGUGGAGGAGCCCAUGGAGGACCCCAUGGAGUCUGACGAGGGGUUUGCUGAGGAAGUCAUCGCAGAUCCUAUCGAUGAACCCGUCACGGAGCCUGUUGCUAAGCCUGUCCAAGAGUCCGAUUCUGAACAAGUCCAAUCAACGGUAGAGGAUCUGGGUGUCUCUAGAAAAAGUGAUGUUGGAGAGCUCGUCGAAGAUCUGCCCACUGAACACGCCGAUGAUAAUGCAGACUCUGAUGCUGAGCCCCUCGCCGUUGAUGAUAGAGAGAGCACCGUCGAAGUCGAUGAUGCCUCCGCGGAACAGGCCAAGGGCCUUGACCAAGUAGUGGAGGAACAUACCGAGACACACGGAGCCCAAGACGAGACUUCGGUUGCACACCAGGAAAACGCCGAUGAUCAGUCCGAUCACGAGGUUGAAGAGGAAGUGGAUGAAAAGCCGAAGAUCAAGUAUGCUCAAAACCCAGGACUAAGACACAGCUUGGUUGAGGGUCUUGAAGAUGUUUUUGUCGAGCGCAGUGCUUCUGAGCCUGUCGAGGAUGUCCAUGAUUCUUCGGAGACAGAGGACGACCCUGAUAUGCUGGAGGCUGGUGACGAAAAUGCCACAGAUAUUUUCGACGACUUUGACGACGAUGUGAGCGAGAACUACCCUUUCGACGACGGCGAGCCUACGCUUGUGGCGGUCGAACCGACUGAGUAUAUCCCGCCUAACCCUCAGCCCAUCCUGCCGUAUGAGGUUGAGGAGCCAGAGGGUUCUUACAGUCCGACUCGUCAGAUUUACUACACCAAACGCGUGCUCUCUCCUGUUCGGUUCAUCGAGUCUCCUGUCCGACGCAAUGUGAGAACUGGUCCUUCAAAUUAUGAGCCAGCUGCAGCAGACAGCGACAAUGAGGUGCAAGAUAAUAACAACCUGCCGGACCCAUUUGUCGAUCCCAGACAAGCGACACCUCGCCGCAGAUCCACUAGAAGAUUAGUCCUUGAGAACGCCCCUCGGUUCACACCACUGGCGCAACAGUUUGGCCAGUGGAAGGCUAGCAGCCCUGCAAAGGCCCACCCGAAGCGCCCUCGAAGGGGAGUAUUCUCUUUGGGAGGCAGCAAGCGGUCCAGCAACGUCACUGCUGCUUCUGAAGUGUCGUAUCCCGAUGUCUCCAGCCAAGCGCAAAGUUCCUCGUCUAAAUCACCCAUGCCGGAAGCGAGCAACGAGGCCGAUGUGCCUGAAAUUUACGAAGACAAGGACCAAGAGCAGGAGCCACAAGCACUUGCAGGCGAUACUGAAGUAGUCGAGUCAUCGGGGCAGUCCGUCACGGAGGUAGUCGAGGACAUUCCCGCGCCUCUGCCUGUGGUUGACGCAAGCGAAGACAAGGAGAACGCACAGGAGAAGGUUGCAUCUGUGACCGACAGUCCGGUUCCUGCUUCUGAGCCACAGGAUGUUGUUGAGCCACAGGCUGUUGUCGGGCCACCGGUAGACGAGGACAAGGAAAACGAACAGGAAAAGGUGGCAUCUGUGCCCGAGAGCCCGGUUCCUGCUUCUGAGCCACGGGCUGUUAUUGAGCCACAAGCAAACGAGGAUAAGGAGAACGAACAGGUAAAGGUAGCAUCUGCAAUCAGCAGCCCGACUCCUGUUUCUAAGCCACAGGCAGACGAGGACAAGGAGAACGAACAGGAAAAAAUAACACCUGUGCCCGAGAGCCCAGUUGCUGCCUCUAAAUCACAGGCUGAGGACAAGAUGAAUGGGAAUAUCCCAGUUCUUGCGCCUUUCACGCCGAUGAAGAACAGAAUCUCUCAGAUGCAAACUCAAACCGUGCACACGGUGUCCAAAGUUCCACUUAAGCCUGAGGGUGAGAUCUCACCAUUGAAGAUUUCGCGCAAGCGAGGUCUUUCGUUCUCUGCCCCUUCUCCCAGGCGGUCUUCGAGACCCCGCCUCUCGACGUUCGCACCUGUCGAGCAAAAUGCCCCAUCUAUCUCGCCUCGCAAGUCGCCCAGACUGCAAAGAGCCGCGGAACGUCAAUCUCCGGAGCACGCGCAAGCCCCUUCCACGGCCAAGAAAGCAGUCGAAGCCCAGGCACCUGCUUCCCACAAGCGCCCGGCUCAGUCGCCCAAUCCUAAAAAGAAGUCGAAAACGCCUCGCACGAGCAUCAGUGCGCCCAAGUUGGCCCUGCAGGGGGCUGUUGCAUACGUGGAUGUUCAUACCACCGAGGGAGAGGACGCCAGUGGUAUUUUCAUCGAGCUCCUGCAGCAAAUGGGAGCCCGAUGCGUGAAGAACUGGUCGUGGAACCCUCGCGCCAGCGUAUCCCCCGAGGAGGGAACAGAGCCCAAGGAGGGCAAAGUAGGAAUAACCCACGUCAUCUACAAAGAUGGAGGUGUGCGGACCUUGGAGAAGGUCCGACAUGCAAAAGGUCUCGUGAAGUGCGUCGGAGUCGGCUGGGUUCUCGACUGCGAACGAGAAAACAAAUGGCUCGACGAGUCUCAUUACGAAGUCGACCUCUCCAUCAUCCCCCGCGGUGGUGCCAAACGCCGCAAGAGCAUGGAGCCCCGAGCCCUCAGCAACAUCAACGGCACCCUCGUCAAGGCCGAGCCCGCCACAAACCGCAGACGAUCCGUCCUGCCCCCCAAAGACACCUCCUCCACUGCCGCCAUCACCGCCCGAGACACCACCCCCUCCUCGCGCGACUCCCCCGCUACCCCCGAUGACACCCCCAAAUACGGCGCCGGCCACUCCGAAGCCGACCAGGACUUCUGCCACACCCCCAAAACCCCCGGCUACACCAUCGACAUGGACGCCAUCGGCAUGUCCCCAGCCACGCCCUUCUAUCUCUCCCAACGGACAAAACUCGUCCAACAAACCUGCCCUCCCAAACAAACUCGCCAGGGUCUAUUCACAUCGGCGACUCCAGCCCGUGAACCGAACCAAAAGCUGCGCGCUAAAUUGGAGGCCGCGCGGAGGAAGAGUAUGGCGUAUAAGCCGAGAGUGGGAAGUCCCCUUGUUGAGUAGGAUUCUUCCUACUGCUUCUACUCCUCUUUCUCUUUGAGUUUGGGUUUGGGUAUAGGUCUAUGUAUGUAUGUAUGCUAUCUUGAAAGUCCGGGUUUUUUGUGUUUGUUCUUGUGUUGGUUUCAUGGACAGGAUAGUUUGUUCACAUUGCUUUGGUUUGCGUUUGGUUUGGUUUGGUUUGUUUAUUUUACAUACUACAUACCCCCUUUGUUUGUCUGCAGAGUGGAAAUAUUAUGGGUUUUACGAUAACUAGGUUACAAAUAAGUUGGGUUAUUAGGAUUAUGCAAUUGCAUAAAGGUCA
Aspergillus sclerotioniger CBS 115572 is the source of this 6090-nucleotide messenger RNA. RefSeq lists its product as uncharacterized. NCBI's taxonomy places the organism in Eukaryota, Fungi, Ascomycota, Eurotiomycetes, Eurotiales, Aspergillaceae. The record is from RefSeq and is a predicted model, not a curated record. The transcript has a single exon. Gene Ontology annotation, biological process: mitotic cell cycle. The annotation marks the transcript as partial.